AACUCUCACCCCGUCAAGUGUCAAUUGGACAUCUGUCAAAAUUUGUUUAUGUUUCAGGCCGCAAAAAUUAUUCUCACAAAAUGAGUGUGGUUCGUGAAAAAAGGGAGACGAUUCCACGACCUUUGCCCCUCGUUGAAGCGUCGAAAAACAUCACCCCUGAAGAUGUACUCAGAUUAACAAAAAUCACAGAUACGUAUUUGUGUGACCCCGAUGCUAACAUUUAUGACAUAGACUUCACAAGGUUUAAAAUCCGGGAUCUGGAGAGUGGCGCCGUCCUGUUCGAAAUUGCUAAACCUGUCCCAGAGAAUGUUGACGAGAAUUCAGAGAAAAACCAGGAGAACGACGAACCCAUCGAUCCCAAUUCUGGUAGGUUUGUGAGGUACCAAUUCACGCCACAAUUUCUAAAAUUGAAGACCGUCGGUGCCACUGUCGAGUUUACUGUGGGUGGUAAACCAGUCAAUCGAUUUCGAAUGAUCGAGAGGCAUUUCUUCAGGGAUAAACUUCUCAAAACGUUUGAUUUUGAGUUUGGGUUUUGCAUUCCAUAUUCACGAAAUACGUGUGAGCAUAUUUAUGAAUUCCCUGUGCUACCCCCAGAUUUAGUUAAUGAGAUGAUUGCGUCUCCCUUUGAGACUCGCUCUGACAGCUUCUAUUUCGUCGACGACUCCUUAAUUAUGCAUAAUAAAGCUGAUUACGCUUACAACGGGGGGAUGUCGACAUAACCUCGAAAUUUAUACAGGGUUGUUACAAUAAAUUUUGAUGUAUACUGAUUGAAGGAUGAACCACUUUAUUGUAUUUCACAGUUUUUUUUGUGUUGCACUGUUACACGUUGAUAGCUUGAUGAAAUAUAGCACGCAGCUUUUUCUACGUUUUGAGACCAAAGUCUCUUUAUUUGUAGAAAGACUUGAAUAAAAUUAAUCAAAGUGAAUAUGCAAUAAAUUUAGAUGGUAAUCUUUGCACGAAUUGCAGGACUGGAGAAAGCAGGGGCUUAGAGGGACACAGUCCCGGUUAUUUCUUUUAAGGUAGAACUAGAGAGUAGUUCCUUUUGAUUCUGAAACCGAUUUUUACCACUCGACACUGUGUUUCACUAGGAUUGUGAUAAAUAUAAAUGUGUUCUAAAUUGUGUAAGGGAUUUAUGUACAUUUAAAUGCAUUUAUUUACAAAAUAUACGAUUUAAUGACA
Messenger RNA from Zophobas morio, 1179 nucleotides. It is a transcript of the gene unc-119, whose product is annotated as protein unc-119 homolog. The transcript is spliced from 3 exons. Lineage: Eukaryota; Metazoa; Arthropoda; Insecta; Coleoptera; Tenebrionidae. The coding region runs from base 81 to 719 and encodes 212 amino acids. Gene Ontology annotation, molecular function: lipid binding. The record is from RefSeq and is a predicted model, not a curated record. Gene Ontology annotation, biological process: nervous system development; cilium assembly; lipoprotein transport. Gene Ontology annotation, cellular component: cilium.